UACUGGAAAAUUUAAGUUUUAUCAUGUCACCCUUUCUGUUUCGUUUCUCUCUGUAGACGCUUUGAAAGGACGACGCAAAGAGAGAGAGAGAGGGGAAGACGAUAGAGAUGGAUCCAGACGCAGUAGCCAAGGCUUUCGUGGAGCACUACUACACCACCUUCGAUUCGAAUCGUGCAGGAUUGGUCUCUCUUUACCAGGAAGGAUCCAUGUUGACCUUCGAAGGGCAGAAGAUCCAGGGCUCUCAGAACAUCGUCGCCAAGCUCACCAGCCUUCCUUUCCAGCAGUGCAAGCACAACAUCACCACCGUCGAUUGCCAGCCCUCUGGUCCCGCCGGCGGCAUGCUCGUCUUUGUCUCCGGCAAUCUUCAGCUCGCUGGCGAACAGCACGCUCUCAAGUUCAGCCAGAUGUUCCAUUUGGUAUCGAAUCAGGGAAACUACUACGUGUUCAACGACAUAUUCAGGUUGAACUAUGCCUGAGGAAUCUAGUUGCAGAGACUGAUGGAUCUUUGGUGGGUUAAUUCAUGUUGGUUUUUAGUAGAAUUGAAGCUUGUUUUGCUCUCUGUCUUUACUUUAAUCAAUGGAGAGCUCUCUGUUAACUUUGGUUGAGAUGACUCUGUGUGAUUCAGCAAGCGGUUAUAAUCAAUUAUUACAAUGAAAAGGUGCUUCUCUGUUGGAACCCUUUUUCAUAUUGAAAAGUUUGCUGAAA
Molecule: messenger RNA, 705 nt
Organism: Brassica oleracea var. oleracea
Lineage: Eukaryota; Viridiplantae; Streptophyta; Magnoliopsida; Brassicales; Brassicaceae
Product: nuclear transport factor 2-like
Exons: 2
Coding region: 108-476 (122 amino acids)
Biological process (GO): nucleocytoplasmic transport
Cellular component (GO): nuclear pore central transport channel
Source: RefSeq, a predicted model, not a curated record